Molecule: messenger RNA, 387 nt
Organism: Hyposmocoma kahamanoa
Lineage: Eukaryota; Metazoa; Arthropoda; Insecta; Lepidoptera; Cosmopterigidae
Exons: 2
Coding region: 1-387 (128 amino acids)
Molecular function (GO): catalytic activity
Source: RefSeq, a predicted model, not a curated record
AUGCAACCUCCACCACAGCCAGGCCGCAACAGUUCAACUCCGGAAAUGGUUGGAGGCAAACAACACAGCCGUGGCACUGAUCCAGGAACCAUGGAUCAGCGCCUGCGGCCAAAUAAAUGGACUCUCACAAAUGAGAGAGACCGUGCCGUCAAGCUUUUAGCUGACACGGCCCCGGGCCUGCCUGAAGUGGUGCUCGCCUCUGCCUAUAUGGCGGAGACUGAUGUACCACCACCGCAGGAAAUGGAACGGCUAAUCAAAUACUGCGAGCAGAGCGGCCAGCACAUCGUCGUGGCCACUGACUCCAAUGCCCACCAUCCGUUGUGGGGCUUGGAACUUGCUAAUGACAGAGGUACGAACCUAACAGACUACCUACUUAUUCACAACUAA